CUGCACUUAAAAAAAAUAUCAGUCAUCACGGUAUCUUUUGAAUAGAAAAGUACAUGGAGCAGCCACAUCAGUUGCCUAUAAAUCCAUAUGCGCUCACUUCUCAUACUAAAAACAAAGACCGCAUUCCAGUUUCAAUCAUCAAGUUGGAGGCAAGGCAAGAGGAGAAAUGAAGGGACUUAGAUGGAUAGUCAAGACUCUUCACAAUCACAAGAGAGGUGCCAAGAGCCAGUGCAACUGGGAAUUACAUGGAUGCACUGCUGAAGAAGGCAAACCCCACGAUGCACUGAUAAACUGUCAAGAAUGUUUAGGAUCUGAUAACAGGACAGAAAUUGGCAAAAUGGGCAAGGAGAGUACUGAAUUCAGAGUUUUGGAGGAUGCUAACAUUGAAAGAAUUAUCUUCUAUGAUGCAUUGCGGAUGAAACUUCUCAAAAGCCUUUACUAUGAUCAUCACCAGCAGUUUUCCCAGUCUGCGAUUGAAGAGAUCUGCAAACAUUGCAUGAGUUGUAGCCAACAAUGCAAUUUUAUGGACUGUCAGAAUGCUACCUAUUUAAGACGCUAGAGCAAUAAACUCUGAGCUAGUGAGGCCAGUGAAGAAACACGCUACAUUUAGUUUUACAAUAUUAACUAGAAAUCAUUGGAUUGCUUUACUUACUUUCCCUUGCAAAGAUAUUAAUUUUCUGAGAGCUCCUUUUGGAGCAUUGAGUGAAAGUGAAACCCUCUCCAGUGAGCUUUGUAACGUUGAUCCCUGUUAUCGAGUGAAAGAUGAUGCGACAAUAGUUAACUAAACUAAUGAAUAAUAGAAUCCACUACUGUAUUUGACAUAGUAUAAUAACACCUAUUGGGCUAAUGAAAACCAAAGUUAAGUACUUAUGAUCCAAAUUACUAAACAAAUAGACGUAAGAGUCAGAGCUUCUCAUUUGGAGAUU
This is a messenger RNA of Zingiber officinale, 926 nucleotides long. RefSeq lists its product as uncharacterized. The record is from RefSeq and is a predicted model, not a curated record. NCBI's taxonomy places the organism in Eukaryota, Viridiplantae, Streptophyta, Magnoliopsida, Zingiberales, Zingiberaceae. Bases 167 to 559 code for a protein of 130 amino acids. The transcript is spliced from 3 exons.